AUGCUCAGCUCCAUUGCAUCACUGGCGACGUCGGGAGUGCUCCUCUUUGUGGUUGCAACUGCCACCUUUGUUCCCGAUGGAUCGUGGCCCACUAGCAAAGGCGCUGUGAAGUACGCGAGCCCCUACAUCGUCAAGGCUGGCGAGGUGUUUGACGGCAAGAUGAAGACAUACGAGCGCUCGAACGUCAAGUGCUCGGGUGGUAGAGGCCAACGAGACACGGCCGUUUUCUUUGUGGAGGCCGGUGGUACCCUAAGGAAUGCCAUUAUUGGCGAGAACCAGAAAAGGGGUGUGCAGUGCAACAACCACGACUGUGUCGUUGAGAACGUCUGGUGGAACGACGUCUGCGAAGGAGCAGUGACCAUCCAUGGCGGAACAGCGUCGAGCGUAUCAAAAGUGAUCGGUGGCGGUGCCAGGUAUGCCGACGAUAUGGUCGUUCAGCACAAUGGCCACGGCAAGGUUGCGAUCAUGGGCUUCUACGCUGAGGACAUCAGCAAGCUCUAUCGCUCAUGUGGUACGUGUGGCAAGGUGACCCGUCAAGUGACGGUGACCAAUGUGUACAUUGUGAACCCGACCAACGCAAUUGUGACGGUCAACAAGAAUUGGGGCGACCGUGCGACGCUGAGGAACGUCCACAUCAAGCCGAGUCAGAACGCCGUCGCGAGGGUAUGUCAGUGGAUGCAGAGCAGCGUCGAUGGGAGACCCAAGAUGGUGGGUCACGGCCCUUUGAAUUCGCUGUGCCAGUACUCAGAGAGUGAUGUGCGUAUCAACAAGGGCACUCACCGUAUCGCGCAUGUUCCGGCCAACUCGGACAGCUCGGACGAUGUCACGCAGUCAGCCGUGCAGGAAUCCAUGGAGGACCCGAACGGUGCCAAAGAAGUCGCCACGCCGUCUCUCCGAAAGACUGACGAGCAGCCGAACGUUGCGAAAAUCCAGACGCCUUCAGUGAAGGCUCCCGCCUCCAAAAGUGGCAACGGCAAUCUCCCUGCUACCACCAAGUCCACGGCGUCGGUACCAGACGGUUCGUGGCCCGCCAGCAAGGGCGCCGUCUUGUACAAUGCCCCGUACGUGAUCAAGGCUGGUCAGGUGUUCGACGGUCAGAUGAAAACGUACGAGCGUUCAAACGUCAAGUGCUCGGGGGGAGAGGGACAGAAGGAAGCGUCCGUAUUCAUCGUGGAGGCUGGUGGUACACUAAAGAAUGCCAUCAUUGGCAAGAACCAGAAGGAGGGUGUGCAUUGCAACAAACAUGACUGCAAAAUUGAGAACGUGUGGUGGGACGACGUGUGCGAGGACGCAAUCAGCGUCAAGGGCGGGACUGCGGCAAGCGUGACCACUAUCACCAACUGCGGGGCGCGCCACGCUGACGACAAGAUCGUUCAGCACAACGGCCACGGAACGGUCAAAAUCAAUGGUUUCUUUGCGCAGGACUUCGGCAAGCUCUACCGCUCGUGCGGCACGUGCGGAAACAUUCCUCGCAAGGUCACGGUUGAGAACUUGUACGCCAUCAACCCAUUGGUGAGCGUCGUCACAAUGAACAAGAACUACAACGACCAGGCCAUACUGAAAAACAUCCAUGUGAAGUCCAGCAAGUCGAACGUCAAGGUGUGCGAGUGGUCACAGGGCGGCAGCAAGCCGUCCAAUCUUGGCAACGGUCCGUCGGGCAAGCUCUGCCAAUACUCGACGAGCGAUGUGCACAUCGACAAGGAGUGA
This is a messenger RNA of Hyaloperonospora brassicae, 1707 nucleotides long. The record is from the annotation of a GenBank genome assembly. NCBI's taxonomy places the organism in Eukaryota, Oomycota, Peronosporomycetes, Peronosporales, Peronosporaceae.